CUGGGAUAUUUUUGCACAAGUGAAACAUUAAGUUAAUCCACGUGACUGCAACGUGGUCCAAUCAGCAUUAACAUUAUGAUUACAUUCAUCUUCCACUUAUCAUCCCCAAAAAAAAAUUCAUGCUCUCCGGCCUCCACCCUUUUCGCACAAAAUAGUUAACCCCAAAUUUAACAGCGAAAUCAAUAAUGAUUGAAAUUGCAGUAAAAGUUAAUCAUCUGAUUGCUAUGAAUCAUAGUGGCGUUCAAAUUAUGAAAAAACAAGGAAUUGGAGCUUGUCUACUGUCCCAUGCUGUGAGGAAAUUCAAGUCACAGAAGCCAAUCAGAAUCAAGUGUCAGGCGGUGAAUCAACGCCCUUGUACCUAUUCUUCCCGGAUUUCUACUGAUAUUCCCUUCUACGAAACACCUGGGGCUUCAUUUGAUCUGUAUUUAGAGGAUAAACCCAGAGUAUUUAGAGCAAUAUUUCCAGACAAAAGAAGAAGCCAACAGAUUAAUGAGGAAGAGUGGAGAGUACAUAUGCUACCCAUACAGUUUUUCUUCCUUACUGUAUCUCCGGUUGUAGACAUGAGGUUGAGAUGUAAAACAAAUGCCGAAGAUUACCCAUCAGGAAUUCCACGUGCCAUCUCUAAAGUUCUUGAGCUUGACAUUGUUAGAUGGGAGCUUCAAGGACUAGAUAAUGUGCUGGAGCCGAAUCAUUUUAGUCUCGGUGUAAAUGGAACUUUAUAUUCAGAUAAGCGAGGAGUAAGAAGCAAAUUGAAGGGUCAGUUGGAGAUGAAAAUUAGUGUUAUUCUCCCACCAGUUCUCACCUUGGUCCCUGACGAUGUUCGCCGAAGUGUCACAGAAUCGGUGCUAAAGGGACUUGUUGAGAACAUGAAAGACAAGGUCAACAGCAGUUUGAUAGCUGAUUACAGUAAAUUCCGCAGAGAGCGACAAACGAACCCUGUCCAGCUUGUACAACUCAGAAAAGAUGGCAUUGUGUGAAGUGGACAAUUUGGAAAAAGCACCAGAUAUAUGCAUUGUAGUAUUGUACAUUAAGUUCCCUUUUUUCAAUUUCAAGUUUUGUGUCAUAGAUUUAUUUUUUCCUUCAAUUUUUCUCAUCCAGCUUGGAAAGGCUUGAAUAUGAAAAUCCUAAGGUCAUUACGUGACCAUAGACCUGUCAAGUGGGUCGGUCGGGUAGAGUUAUAAAAAUUACUCUUGGGGUCGGGUUAAUUCGGGUCUGUCACUUUUGGAUUCGGGUUUACAAAUGAUUGUUCAAAACCCAUAAUUUGCGGGUUCGGGUCAACCCAACGGGUUGAGAGAUUUUAAAACACGUAUUAUAUUUCUCAA
Molecule: messenger RNA, 1322 nt
Organism: Spinacia oleracea (spinach)
Lineage: Eukaryota; Viridiplantae; Streptophyta; Magnoliopsida; Caryophyllales; Amaranthaceae
Exons: 5
Coding region: 186-977 (263 amino acids)
Source: RefSeq, a predicted model, not a curated record